Limanda limanda (common dab) is the source of this 11054-nucleotide messenger RNA. Its product is annotated as serine/threonine-protein kinase WNK2. The record is from RefSeq and is a predicted model, not a curated record. The transcript has 27 exons. NCBI's taxonomy places the organism in Eukaryota, Metazoa, Chordata, Actinopteri, Pleuronectiformes, Pleuronectidae. Gene Ontology annotation, biological process: intracellular signal transduction; monoatomic ion homeostasis; negative regulation of sodium ion transport. Bases 83 to 7909 code for a protein of 2608 amino acids. Gene Ontology annotation, molecular function: protein serine/threonine kinase activity; ATP binding; chloride channel inhibitor activity. Gene Ontology annotation, cellular component: cytosol; cytoplasm.
CCGCAGGUAUCCAUCCACCUCAGUCUUCAGCCAUGGCACGGAUGACCUGGAAACCAAAGUGAACCAACCCUUCAAAAUCACAAUGGAGCUGGAGGCUAAUUCAAACUCUGAGGCCCAGCCAGACCUGACAUAUCCAUCUGUGUCCAACUCUCAGUGUGAAAUGGCCAUGGGCGAUGGGAAUAUCAACCUGGUGGAGCCGAUGGUGAGAGGUGGCAGCGACCCCAGUGCUUGCCCUUCCUCAACCAGCUACCAGAGGAAUGUGCAUCAGAGAUUCAUCAGGAGGAACCUGUGGUUCUCGGACAUGGACGAGCAGGCCUUCGAGGCACCCGAAUGUGACAACAGGAGUAAGAUCCUGAAUAUAAACCUGCGAACAAUAGUGGACAGGACUCUGGCGACCACCUGCGGUACACAGGAGGCGUCCAGCGCCGAGAGCCCAGGUAGGCAGAAGGACGGUGGGACGGAGAGCGCCACCGCUGUUGAGGAGGAGAAGGAGAAGCCUGGAGAUGUGUUGAGUGUUACUUGCAGCAACGGUGCUAAAUCCGCUAUCAAGGCCUCCAGUGAGGAGACUGAGGAGGAGGCGGAGAUGAAGGCGGUUUCCACAUCUCCAGGAGGAAGGUUCCUCAAGUUUGACAUUGAACUGGGGAGAGGGUCCUUCAAGACUGUCUACAAGGGCCUGGACACAGAGACCUGGGUGGAGGUGGCCUGGUGUGAGCUGCAGGAUCGUAAGCUGACAAAAAUGGAGCGUCAGCGCUUUAAGGAGGAAGCAGAGAUGUUGAAGGGUCUCCAGCAUCCCAACAUUGUCCGUUUCUAUGACUUCUGGGAGUCGCCCCUUAAAGGGAAGAAGUGCAUUGUUCUAGUCACAGAGCUCAUGACGUCAGGGACGCUAAAAACCUAUCUAAAGCGUUUCAAGGUAAUGAAGCCCAAGGUGCUGAGGAGCUGGUGCAGACAGAUCCUGAAAGGCCUCCACUUUCUUCACACUAGGACCCCACCCAUCAUCCAUAGGGACCUCAAAUGUGAUAACAUCUUUAUUACUGGCCCCACGGGCUCAGUCAAGAUAGGGGAUUUAGGACUGGCAACACUCAAGGCAGCUUCAUUUGCAAAGAGCGUCAUAGGCACUCCUGAGUUCAUGGCUCCAGAGAUGUAUGAGGAGCAUUAUGAUGAGGCUGUGGAUGUCUAUGCCUUUGGCAUGUGUAUGCUGGAGAUGGCCACCUCAGAAUACCCCUACUCCGAGUGUCAGAAUGCUGCUCAGAUUUACCGCAAAGUCACAAGUGGAGUGAAGCCAGCCAGCUACAACAAGGUCAUGGAUCCUGAAAUCAAGGAGAUUAUUGGGGAGUGUAUCUGCCAAAAGAAAGAGGAGCGGUACACCAUCAAGGACUUGUUGAACCAUGCUUUCUUUGCCGAGGACACAGGUGUGAGGGUAGAGCUGGCUGAGGAAGACGAUGGGAAGAAGGCCUCAAUAGCCCUCAAACUGUGGGUGGAGGACCAUAAGAAGUUAAAAGGGAAGUACAAGGAGACUGGAGCCAUCGAGUUCGCGUUUGAUUUGGAGAAGGAGGUCCCUGAGGUUGUGGCACAAGAAAUGGUGGAGUCUGGCUUCUUCCACGAGAGUGAUGCUAAGACUGUGGGAAAGUCGAUCAGGGAUCGCGUGGCACUGAUCAAAUGGAGAAGAGAGAGAACAGUGUCUGCUGCAGUUGCAGUGGAUCAGGGUGAAGGAGGACACAGGGUCCAGAUGACUCCGUCUCAGGGCAUCUCAGCUGGGGCUGCACAUGUAGGACAGCCCCCUAUGCUGGAACCAGAUGAGCCAGAUGCAGACACGCACAACAGGCUGUGUAACCUACCAGCCAGUGCCACCUCAGUCACAUCAGACAGCACGCUUGACAGUGGCAUGGGCUCCACUGUGUACUCAGACUCCCACAGCAGCCAGCAGAGUGUCCUCUACCAGUCCCUGCUGGAGCCUAUUACUAUGGCAACGCAGCAGUUCCAGAGCAGUAGCCCUUUUCUCACCGAUCGGCCUCACUCCUGUGAGAAGGGUGAAAUAUGGGGGGGAGCACUGAGUCCAGAGCUCAGGACUCGAUUGGGAGCAGCAGCCCGGAGAGGAAGUGCUCCUGUUAUUGACACACGCAGGGCCAACCACAAUGCUCAACUGCAUGCCUUCAGUCAAUCUCGGAGAUCGAUUAGUCCCAGCUUCACAGUACCAGAGAACCAGUCCGAACUCAGUCCCUCCGAGCUUCACUCAGAGGCUGGCGAUGGGUUUCCCACCCAGGGGGUUCUGCCUCUGCUGCAGCUCUCCCCUGUGUCGUCACUUUGUGAACAUCGCCGCCUGAGUGACACCGGCAUCAGAAUGACAUCAGAGGCCAGUGAGAACUCAGCCCUACCUGUGCCAAGUGGACGCAGACAUUCUGACCUCAGCAGCCUUCUCAGUGUAACCUGUCAUCAUAAUCACCAUUUUGCAAAGCAUAAACCCCACAUGUGCCAGGCCUGCCUCUCUUUGCUUCUUUUGAAGUCACGAGAAGGCAGCCACCGCUACCCUUCUUUCGCCAUGCCAGCACACCACUGUCCAUGUGACUUAAGGCACCAGCUGUCCUCUGGUGGAACCAUGACCCCUUCUGGUUAUGGUCGGCCAAAAGGUUCCAGCGAUUGCUCUGAUUUCUCACUGCUGCAGAAGUCCCUGUUCAAUAUAACCGGCCGCAAAGCAGCCCCCUGUCACGCCACACCCUCCCAGGCCUCAGUGCUGCACCUCUCAGCUGCACACAGGCCUGGGAGCAGCGAUGGAGGCAGCAGCAUGAAGAGUCAUCUCCUGGGUGGCAGCUCAGUUGCAGAUCAGGAACCCCUCCAGGACAGCAUGAUUAGAUUCAGUGCCGAAGAGCAGCAGGUUACCGAGGCUGUGGGAGUGACCAGUUCUGCAGGGCAACAGAAUCAACAUUCUGUCCAAGGCCUGCCUUCUUCCAGCACAGCAAUGGCCACACCACUGCAGUACCUCCAGCCUGGACAAAGUUAUCCUGCUGCUCCAUAUGCUGGUCCACCUAGUGCUGCAACACCAGCUCCAGCCGGUCAAUGUUUAGUCAACAUCCAGCAUGCAGGCAAUGCUGCUGGCUAUCCACCUCCAGCUGUGCAACAAACCCAAGCUACAGCACUUAUUUCAGCCUCAUCUGUGCCACAACAUGUUGCACAGAGCCACCAAGCAGCAGGUUACCAACAGCAACCGGCAACAGCAGCAAACUCUUCAACUUUUUCUUUGCAAGUCCAACAAACGUGUCAGAACUGUGUGGUUCCCUCUCAACAACAGGCUCAGUUUACAUCAGGAUAUCCUCCAGUUCAGCAACAGACUACAGCAGAAGCAGCCGCCCUGCCAGCACAUCAGCCUCUUGCAUCUGUAGGCCCAGCCAUUGCAGCCACAGCCCAGUGUCAUCCCGCACACACACUGCAGCAGGUCCAAGCUGCAGUCAAUCUGCCAAGUCAGCAACCUUGUCAGAGCUCCUCCGCACCAGCACUUUACAACCAACAGAUCCCCGUUCAGCAAGAGCACCCACACCCCUUACCACAAAACACUCAAUCCAGCAUACAAACACAGAAUGCUGGACAGGCGUAUAUUCAACCUCAACUCCAGCAUAAACAAGAUAAUGUGCAUCCCCUACACCAACAAAUUGCACAACAGCCUAUCCACCAAUCUCAAAGUCAGUAUCCCAGUCAGCAGCAAUUGUACACCCCAGCUCUACAAGCCAUGCACGCAGCAAUUGCACAUCAAAGCCAGGACGUGUCCCAGUCUACUGUCCAACAUGUUCCGACCCCAGCCUCUCAGCCUCAUCUCACAGCAACAUCAGCUGCGAUGGUUUCAGCCACACAUCAGAGUUACCCUGCUGCAGGUCCCCCUGAUGCUGCCUCUCAGAGCUAUGCACACUCGGCCUUCAAUGUCCUGCACCAACAGUCUGCUCCAGCUCAGAGCCAGUACCUUUCUGCACAGCCCACUGCUGCUUCGCAGACCUAUGGAGGGGCUACUCAGAUGGUGACUCCUCAGAGCCUUCCUGCCUCUUCCCAGCAUAGCCAGGCUGCACAUCUAUCUCAACAGUUUCAACCCUAUCUUUACAUCGCUGCUCUCCUGAAUCAGAAUAUUCCUGCUGGACAGAGCAUAUCCCAGCUUGGACAAGACGGACAGGGCCAUGCGCAGAAUCUCAGCCAGUUUGCUCCCAGUAUGAUGACCCAGGCACUUCCCCCUCAACAGCCAAUGGCCCAGGCUAAUGUCAAUCAACAAUUCCAACCUCUGCAGAUAUUAACCUCUCUACCACCGACACACCAACCCCAGGCCCAGGUCAGCCAUCCUGAACUUGUCCCCUCUGCUCAGCCAGUCCAGCCUGCACUUUUCUCCUCACCUCUCUAUAAUGGAACUGAUCCAGGCGCAGCCACCACUGUUGCCAAUCUGGACAAGAGUAACCCAUGCCAGCUGGCCCUGCAGGCCCAGAGUCAGCUUCAGAGCCAAAUUCCUGUGCUGCAGCCCUCGGACUCUCAGCAAGCAUUAUCUGGGUCUGCCAGCUCCAGUGUGACUCAGCAGAAACCUCUCGGUUCUCUAACAGGAGCUGCAGAGACCAACACGGAGGAUCAGAACGCAGAGAAACACACUGCAGGACAGAGCUAUGACAGUGUCAACUCUGAUGCCAUGUCAGGGAAGGAGAUGAGUGAUGGUUAUGAGGGGACACAUGGAGGUAAAGGUGAAGGGAAAGUCCGCAAACACCAUCGCAGGUCAACACGCACUCGCUCCCGUCAAGAGAAAACCAGCAGGCCAAAACUCAGCAUGCUCAAUGUGUGUAACACUGGGGAUAAGAUGGUAGAGUGUCAGUUGGAAACUCACAACCAUAAGAUGGUCACAUUCAAGUUUGACCUGGACGGAGAUGCACCAGAGGAGAUUGCCACAUACAUGGUGGAGAACGAUUUUAUUUUACCACUGGAAAGAGAGGUCUUCAUUGAACAGAUGAAGGACAUUGUGGACAAAGCUGAGGACAUACUGAGUGAGGACACAGAGGGUGAGAGGAACUCUGACCCGGGAGGCAGUCCCAAACGGAGCGAAGGAACUGACACACCAGGAACAGAGGCAUCAGCGCCCAGCACCCCACAGCCGGUGUACCAACAAAAUGUCCUCCAUACUGGGAAGCGCUGGUUUAUCAUCUGCCCUGUAGCCGAGACGCCCAUGCCAGACAAUAAGAAGACUGCAUCUCAGAUCACUACAGCCCAGGAAGCUGAAAACUCUGUUUCAUCAGUCAGGCCCGACUGCAACACAACUGCAGUGACUACCCCGGUCGCAUCUUUAUCGUCUCAGAACCCGCCGUCCUCCUCCCCCGCUCUGCCCCUUGCUGCUCAGAGCUCAGUACAACCUCCAGACCAAAACAUUGGAAAUUCUCGGGUCCAGCAGACUCAGCCCUGUGUAACUAAACAUGCCAUGGCUGCUGCUGGAGUCAGACAUCAAAACUCCCUUCCUGUGGAAGAACCUUACAUCUCUGCUGUCUCUAUGGUGACGGACAUUCCAUGUUGUGCUAUUGUGCCACCUGUCUCUCUGGAUGUGAAUGCCAUUGAUAAAGGAGCAGCUGGAGGUUUGGCCUCGUCUCAGAGGAAUCAGCCCAUCGAGAAGGCCAGUCCGACUGGAGAGCUACCCCCUCAGCUCGCCUCCCAUCAGUCUGUAGUCCUGCAGCAACCCUAUGCCACACCCAUGCAGCCUGGGACAGCGACCUCCCAGCCCCAGAGUCCAGCACAUCAGACCUCCCAAAACUCUCAGUCAUCAAGCCACCAGCAGCCUGCAAGUGGGGGGCCAGGAGAGUCAGACAGUGAGGGACCACGCAGGGUGGAGUUUGUUGACCGCACCAUCAAGACUCUGGAUGAGAAGCUGAGAAACCUGUUGUACCAGGAGCAUGCUCCCUCCCAGCCUUCAAGUUCGACAUCUGAUCCCCAGGCCUCCAGCACAGAGGGAGUCGUCACCCCGCCAGUCUCUGACGGCCAGAGCAUUGAGGGAGGACUUGCAAAGAAGAAGGGGGACCCACUGCCUCAGAUUCUGGAGCGUACAGAUAGUGUGGGUGCACUAAGUGACUCUGCAGUGGCAGCCAACAGGGUUUUGAAAGGAAGAGAUGCAACUGCCAGCUCCACUUCAUACAGACCCAAAAGCCGUUUUCAAAUCAUUCCCACUUCUCCAGAUGUCAUUUAUCGUUUAGAGAAAAAUAAGUCAAACCGCAGCACCUGCAGUUCUACAGCACCCUCGAGUGGUUCUGGAGGGUCUUACAUUCAGACCCAGGGAAAAGGCAGGAAAGAGAAAGGUUGUGUGGCUGUGGGCAGAUCCAGUGUGGCGACUGCAGCCGACGAGGAGAAAGCAGGAACAUCCAAACCCCACAGUAGUAACCGCUACUCUGCACCACCAAACUUCUACAACACCACCCCCACCUCCAGUCCUGAUGUCACCCCGGACCAUAUCCCCCGAGCCCAGACCUUUGACAGUCCGAUGCACAACAACUACGACCACCUCGACUCUGACUCAGCAGAUGAGGACAGCAUCAGCAUAGCUCUCCCUCCGGCCCACCCCUCUCCCCCAGCUCAUGCCCUGUCUGAGCACAGUGGUGGCGACCUCAUGACGAGGGCAAUGGCCUUCCUACGGCGCUCUGGUCGCAGCAAAAGUGAGCAGAGCUCGGAUUCACCGAGCCGACAGCCCGUGGCAAUGAACGGGCACGGGCCCUUGCCUUCAGCAGGACAUGCCCACUCAUCUUACUUCAGCAGUGACAACGACUCCGAGUUUGAGGAUGCAGAUAUGAAGAAGGAGCUACAAAAACUAAGAGAAAAACACAUGAAGGAGAUCUCUGAGCUGCAGGCAUUCCAGAGGGGUGAGAUUGAGCAUCUGUACAAGGGGCUGGGCAAAAGUCUACCUCCCAACGUGGGCUCACUUCAUGCAGCACCCCCAAGUGGCCGGAGGCGUAGGGCCAGCAAACACAAGCUGAAGGCUGGAAAACUGCUCAAUCCGAUGGUGCAGCAACUUAAAAACAAUCUUAACACCGCCACUGAGAGGAAAGGUGAGAGCGGUGCCAGUUCAUCCAGCUCCCCGGCCAAAAGCUCAGUUCUGUCUGAUGGCUCUGCCCACUCCAGUGGCUGCUCCAGCUCCAGCAGUCACCCCCACACUGCCCCAGAGCAGGUUCACACACAGCAACCCUGUUCCCUGAAGGGCUCGUUCUCCUCAGACAACAUCUACGCUGGACUACAUGGCGAUGGAACGGCCCCUCAAGCAGGCCCUGGCCAAGGGUCUAAUCAAAGCGCCGCCACGGCUCAGACGGCCAACAGUCAGACACAGCCGUCACUCACCUCAGCCACACCCUCACCAUCCGCCCAGCCUAUUACACGGCUCGCUCAGGCCCAGACCAACAACAGCAACAACAAGAGAUGCACGUUCACCGAUGAUCUUCACAAACUGGUAGAUGACUGGACGAAGGAGACUGUCGCGGCAGCCAAUCAGCCACGACCCUCCCUGAACCAAAUCAAACAACAGAGACGCCAACAGGACCUGGAAGGCAAAUCUUACUCACCCACGGGAGCAGCUGGACAUGAGAUGAAAUUCCAUCAUGGUACCAGCAAGAUCCAGUUGCCUCUUUCCUGCCCCAUGACUGCAGCUUUAGGUCCUGGUAUGCCCACAAGCCUAGCUCCCAAGUCCGCAGCCAUGCUCCCUCACCUCCAGCCCAAUGGCUCCUAUGGCGGGAUGGUUCCCGGUCCUGUUUACUCUCAGCAGUGGCCCGGCGUGCCUAGCCCUGUAGGGUCAGUGGGUCCUGUAGGUCUGCUUGGUGCUGCAAGAAUGAUGCCCUAUAACACGAUGGCAAACCCAAGGAUCCAAAGCUUCCCUCUUACCAUGCACAACCCCAAAAACAGCCCCUCUCCGAAAACCGCUAGGACUAUCUAAUCUACGAACUACAACUUGUCCGUGGGUGUGUGCGGGAUAGUCCAACUCUACUCUGCUUCACCAGAGCCACAAUUGUACAUAAUUUGAAUUUGUAAAUAAUAUGACAGAGUGUUAAUGUUUAUACAACACAUACCUCCAAUCAGCCACAGCAUUGAAACCACUUGCUUAAUAUGGUGUAUGUCCCCCUCGUGCCAUCAAAACCACCCGUCGAGACGUGGGCUCCAUACGAUCUCUGAAGUUGUCCCUGUGGCAUCAAACACUAAGACAUUUGCAUCAGAUCCUCUCACGGAUGCACCAUCGGAUUGAGAUCUGGGGUAUUUGGAGUCCAUGACAACAAUUUGAACCCUGUCAUGUUCCUUUAACAAUUCCUGAAUUUUUUUUGGCGUGUAGCUUAUUAUCCUGCUGAAAGAAGCCGAUGCGAUAAGGGAGAACCACCAUGAAGGAUUUGCUUGGUCUGCAAGAAUGUUAAGGCAGGUGGUAUUUGUCAGAGUAACACCCACACAAACCCAAGAUUUCACAGCAGAACAUUGCCCAGAGCAUCACACUCAAAUUCCCCUUAAGGAUGCAAAGGCAUCUUCUACAUGAAGAAAACCUGAUUUGUCAGACCACGCCUCCAUCUUCCAUUCCUCCACGGUCCAGUUCUGACGGCUGUUUCAAUGAUAGACAGGGACCGGUCUGCGGCCACAUACACACAUUUAUUACAACAGCUUUCAAUCAUAGCUGUUGUCUGCCUUCACUUCCCACACGCGUCAGUGAGUUGUGGGUUCCCAUGACGACCAACCACUGCACACUACGGUCACCCUAAGAAGGCCUGCUGCUUUUCACAGCUGGCCCUCGUCAAAGUUGCUCAUAUUGUGAUGUUUGCAUUCAACACAUCACUUUCAAGAACCAACUGUUCACCUGCUGCCUAACAUGUCCCACCUGGUGUGGAAACCAUACCACCAGUGUCCCUUUCUGCACCAGUCAGUGGUUUUAAUGUUGUGGCUCGUUGGUGUAUAUCUGGAGUUAAAGUGUGUGUGUUUGUGCGCGCGCAUGUGUAAAUAAGUGUGAAUACUAUACAGUACUCGUCAAGUGUGUCUGAAUACCUAAUGCUUUUUGGCUUUGGUCUUUACUGGACUAAGCCAUACAACACAUUUUGUUUUCGGUCCAGAAAACCUUUUUCACUCUUUUCUUUGUUACUGCAGUUUUCACUUUGAUUUUGGCCUUUUUCUGUUUUAUGUCCAAUUUAAACACUACAUUGGAAUCCCAAAAACCAGUGGAGUGGGAAAUGGUAACAAGACAGUAUUUACAGUGAAAUAUUUGAAGGAAUGCGUUUGAAGGAGUGCCUUGAACAUUGAAUUUUAUUUUUUAUUGUCUUCUUAGAAGCCAAGCAUGUCUGCAUCCAGGUUAUUUUAAUUGAUGGAAGCUUGAGUGCAGUCUCUAUUUUUUUGUUUUAUGCAUUACAGACACUUUUUUUGGUUUACAUAUUAAUGCCCUUGUAGAACUGCACUAUUGACACAGUAUAUGCUCUUAUAUAAGUAAUAAAGUCAUGUUUUAACUUUCGUUUACCUUUCACCCCUGUGACCGAUGGAAUGCCAUAGUGGUGAGACGUACCGUUGCCUUGCAGAAACAAAUGGUUAAAGAUGAGAGGAGGAAAAAUAAUUACACCAGAAGCCAAAAUCCACUCUUUCAGGUCAAAUGGUUCAGUUGGACAUGGCCUGUUUUUUCUUUCUUUUUUUGAAAAGACAACAGUGUUGUAGCCUUGUGCUCAAAGGAAAGGCCGUGUCCUGAGCCAUUUAUACUAGACUUAGUUAUUUCUACAGUAAAUGCCUCCGGUAGUGUUCUGAUCAGAAUGUAGCAGUUAAUAUGUGAUGGCUUGAGGCUUAAAAGUGCAAUUUAACCCCUCCACAAAGCUUUGAUGGUGGCCUUGCCACAAGCCUUAUCUAAGCUGAAAAAGUUGAACAAAGUCACAACACACCAAGCGCCAGACAGAUAUUACUAGGCAAAAUAUCAAUACUACAAAUCACCCAGCGAACUCUGAAUUCACUACUGCUAAAUGUUCUUUCAGCUUGGCUGUCCUACUGCUCAGCAUACACUGUAAGUAACAUGUGCAAUCACCAGUCAAGUCUGAUGGUUUUAAUUUAUUUGAUGUUUAAAGGUUGAUUCUUAUUUUGUUGGAUGGCUGCUAUCAUCCCAGGUGAUUCCUGUGUACAGUUCAGCAUUCGAUAUACACAUGGUACUUACAAAUAAAAGACUUUUAAGUUUAAUUUACUAAUGCGAAAUGCUCCCCAUGCAGUGUUAAUGCCUUAUGGCAAUGUGUUGAUUUCCCAGGUUGCGUUUGAUAACAGCCUUUUAUUUUUUCUCGUCGGUUAUAUAUUGCAAAAUUCAAAUGAUACUUGAUGUGGGAGAUUUGCACAACAGAUAGUCUCCCUUAAUUCUGACAUAUGUUUAAGUGUUUCGUAUUCUGUAUAUUGUGGGUUUCAACGCCUGUACUUUCUUUCAUCACAGAAGUGGCAUGGCCAACUUUUCAAGUUCCACAAAGCAAAGCUAAACAAUACAGUUGCUAUGGUGAAAAAUGUCACAAUCUCCACAACACAAAUGAAAGGUUUCAGCGCCCCAAUCCUUCCAAGCUGUGAACUGUACAGUUAUCUUGUAGUUUAUAUUUGUACAUUUUGUUUGUUUGAGGGUGGUGGUGGUGUUGGGAGGGAAUGCUUUGAUGUAUAUUGUUCCAUCAAUUCGGUUUGAAUUGGACUUUUAUAGGAUAUUAUGCAGAGUCUUCUGCUUUGGUGAAAUACUUCCAGUAGUAAGAGAUUUCUGUUCUCUGUCACUUGUAUCUGGUAAAUAUAUUUUGUUCCACCUCCUCCUGGCUGCGGAUUUCGCUGUUAGCAGAGGAGGGAAUAACUAUUGUUGCCAUGUUCAUUUUGGGUGCAGGAACAGAAGCCGAAGUGCAGAGUCACCCGGUGACACUUCCCACUCCACUUGUCUCACUUCUCUCUGGACAGCAUUGCCCCCUGGUGAAUACGCUCUGAUUGUCAAAAGCUUGUAUUUAAACAGUGUGGGAUUGCUUCUGCCUGCUGUAUGACCCACUGCAUUACCCCACCCUGCCCUGCUGCACUCUAUCACACACUGUAUGUUGACAGAGAAAUAAAUAUUAUUUUGUGCUUGA